Molecule: messenger RNA, 2505 nt
Organism: Panicum virgatum (switchgrass)
Lineage: Eukaryota; Viridiplantae; Streptophyta; Magnoliopsida; Poales; Poaceae
Product: putative hydrolase C777.06c
Exons: 11
Coding region: 335-1165 (276 amino acids)
Source: RefSeq, a predicted model, not a curated record
AGACUCGAGACUUGCUGAGGUCAAUAACAAAUGAGAGGAAAACAAAAGCUUUCCGGCCGCCUUGCCGGCGCCAGCAAUAAAAAGAAACAACCCGAACAAGGAGGACCUGGGGAGAACGAGAGCAGAAAUAAUCAGGCCAAGAUCCGCACCAACUAAAACAUCUUUCCCUGCGGGACGCCGGGACGGGAGUUCAGGGAUCGAUGGAGGCCGAUCCGGCGACACCGCGGCGUCUGUGUCGUCGUCGCUGAUCUUCCUGGGCACGGGCUGCUCCGGCGCGCUGCCCGACACACGGUGCCUCAUCAGGCCGGGCACGCCGCCAUGCCACGUCUGCUCCAUGGGCCUCUCCCUCCCGCCGGACCAGAACCCCAACUACAGGCUGAACACUUCCCUCCUGAUAGACUACUGCCAUGAUGAUGGAACCCACAAGUACAUCCUAAUCGAUGUAGGCAAGACCUUCAGAGAGCAAGUCCUCCGGUGGUUUGUCCAUCACAAAGUUCCCUCCGCUGAUUCGAUCAUUCUCACUCAUGAGCACGCGGAUGCUGUCUUGGGCCUUGAUGAAGUCUGGGUGGUGCAGCCAAGAAAUGACAGAAAUGAAAUCCAUCAAAUUCCUAUUUUUCUCACACAAGUCACAAUGGACAGUGUCGUGAGAAGAUUCCCCUACUUGGUGGAGCAGAAGCCAGAGGAUGGCGAUGAAGAUGCCCAAGCCGCGAAGAUCGACUGGAAGAUAAUUGAGGAGGAUGUGGACAAACCAUUUGUAGCAUCAGGGCUAGAGUUUGUGCCAUUGGCGGUAAUGCAUGGAGAGGGGUAUAUUUGUUUAGGCUUUUUAUUCGGGAGGAGAGCCAGAGUUGAAUAUUUAUCUGAUGUCUCAAGAUUUCUACCUAAAACUGAGCAUGCUAUUUCAAAGUCUGGUGCUGGACAACUUGACCUUCUUAUACUGGAAGCAAACGCUUUGCAUGGAGUGGGAGAUGCUUUCAGCACCCAUUUAACUCUGAGUGAGUCGCUUGAUGCUAUCAAGAGGAUUCGUCCUAAAAGAGCUCUGUUGAUUGGAAUGAGGCAUUUUUUUGAGCAUCAGAGAGAAAACCAGAUGUUGGCAGAAUGGUCUAUCAGUGAAGGAAUACCGGUACAACUGGCUCAUGACGGUCUGCGUGUCUUCAUUGACUUGUAAUAAGAUUGCAGCAUCCAUAUUUCUGUUGCUGAUUGAACGAAGAUCCGCCAGAUCAGUAGUUUAGCGAUUGUUUUGAGAUUUUUUAUGUAUCCAAGAGAUUGUAAGUUCUGCUAGACAACCUAUUUUGAAACAGUGUCAGUGUACAUGCCACCUAUUUAUACAAUGAUUUACAACCAAAAGACCAAAAGGCUCACAUAAUUUGUGUGAUUAUUAGGUUAUAUGAAUCGAAUGUUGAAAGCACCUUGUUGCAGCAUAGUUGUAUAGAUAGUUUGUAUGUGAAGUGUUUCCUUUUUCCCAAAUUUAGAUUUAAAGUGGACUAAUUGAAUCGACAACUAUGCAAAUUAUUUUGAAAGAUAUAUAUAAAAUGGUCUUUUGUAAAGAAAACAAUGCUGCAAAAAGGUUUAAAGUUUGCGCACAAGUUAGUUGUACUUGUUAUUUCUCGCACCAGCGGUUUGAGAAAGUUCUACCUCAACUCUCAAGAACCCUUAAAAUGCUACUGAAAAGGCUUUUUAUUUGGGAGGAGAGCCAGAGUUGCCUAUUUAUCUGAUCUCUCGAGAUUUCUUCCUAACACUGAGCAUGGUAUGAUUUUUGUAUCCUCCAUCAUUCUUUGCUCAAAUAAUUACAAUGGCAUGGUUUUUUUCUCUGUGUUUGGAAAUGGCAUGAUAAUUAAUAUAAGCUUGUGUUACAAGGGCUAUUUCUCGAAGGAGGACUAUAACAAUCCUGUAAACUUAUAGCUUCCAAAAUUGUUGAGUUUAUUCAACCAUUCUUUCUGAAACUGUAUAUCAAAUGUUAUUUGCGGGGUAUUGAAAAUUAUGCAAAUCUAUACUGGCUCCACUGGUCAGCUGAUCAAGUUCAAUUAUAACACUUUUUACUAUAUUAAUAUUUCUCGUUACCAGAGUCUUAGCAUCAAGUCAGUUGCCAAAUGGCAAGAUGGUGAAAAUCAUUAGUCCAGAUGGCAACAUUUCUAGCAUUCUUUUGCAGGUGUAUUCUCUUGAUAUCUACAUGUUUUAUUGCACCGUGUCAACAUAAUAUGAUUAUGAUGUAGUCUUUGCCUGCAGCUAUUUCGAAGUCUAGUGCUGGACAACUUGAUCUUCUUAUACUUGAAGCAAACAUUUAGCAGGAAGCAGUAAGCCUGUGCCACUGCCACAUACCUGUCAUCUGGAAAAAAAAGAUGCACAGUUGGCUAGUUGCUGUGUCUCUCGUACAAUUAAACUGCACGUGCUAAAUCUUUCAUUCUGAUCCGAAAACCCCACAUGUUGAUAGUCUGAUACAGACUUAAUUGUACUGUGGUAUCAGACUACUAUAUAAUUGAACUCCAUAUGCUAAACCUAUCUGAAAAA